This is a messenger RNA of Brassica rapa (field mustard), 4044 nucleotides long. Its product is annotated as LOB domain-containing protein 3. Lineage: Eukaryota; Viridiplantae; Streptophyta; Magnoliopsida; Brassicales; Brassicaceae. The record is from RefSeq and is a predicted model, not a curated record.
GUGUGUAACAAAAGCUGGUCAUUCGUCGGAUGAAGCUACUAUCUUUAUUAGUUAAGAAUAGUCUAUUGCAAAAAAUUGAAAAAUCAAGGGUUUUUAUGCACUUUAUAACUCAUAUCAAAACUUCAGAUUCUGCACUCCGUAUUUAUGUCAUCUUCUCCUAUAUAUUUAUCAUCUAGGGGAUGAAAAAUAAUAUAUUCUUUGAAACUAAUAAUGUAUAUCUUUACGUAAAAAGUAUAACUCUAUAAACCACUAGAUUCCAAACAACUUUAUUUUCUAUCUAGAAUUUAUUUUUUCUUUUAUAAUAAGUUGGACGUAGUGUACAAUAUCAAGUAAAAGAUUUUCUGAUAUGCAUACGUCUUCCUGUGUUUUUUGUUUUUAUGUCUAGUAUUAGAUUAUUAGUAUACACACGCAUGAGGGUUCAAGCUUAUACUUUUUUCAAUAUUUGGAUUUAUUUCAAUCUCAUAUCUCACAAGAGUUCCAAACAAGGUUUUGCAUGAAUGCAGUGAGACCAAGAAAUGUUACUUCACAAGCAACAUUAAGCAAUCAAAUUAAUUAUAAUUUUCAUUAUUAUAACACAAACUGUAUUUACUUGCACUAACUCGCAACUAACAGCAGCAUAUAUACAGCAUAUGGAAAGUCAUAUCAAAACGAUAUCAUAUAUGAUUACAAAACCAAUAUAUAUGAUUCACCAAGAAGUGACAAUCCUAUACCCGACCAAAACAAGAAGAAAAUAGAUACGCAGUGUUGCUUCAUCUUGCAAGAAACUAUACAGAAAACUAUAUGCAUAGUAUUCAAUUCAGUAUACAAACAAAACAGAAAAAAAUCACUUCAACGUAAAUGUACGUAUAAAAUACUUAGAGUCUGACUGGUGACCAUUCGGGAAACAAGAGGAACAGAUUAAAAAAGAAUAUUAGGGAAUAAAAUAGCGGGAAUGAAAAGGAAUGGUUGUUUCUUAUCACUUUUAACAAGGAAUAUUUUUGUUCUUUAAUUCUCUACAAAAAAAUGAAUGAAAUGGAAUGAGAGGGAAUUAUUAUUCCUUGUGAAUGGUGAUUUUUUUCAGGAACGUUAGAGAAUGCAUUAUUCCUCGCCGUUCCCUGGUCACCAUUCAUACCCUUAUUCAGAAUUUUCAGGUGGGCCAUGAAAAUCUUAAGCAAUAGAAAUGUGAUUUUUUGGCCAAACAAAGCAAAUCUAAUGACUUGUUACUUUUAGAUUGGACCUAAAAGAAUAUUUCAUGUCGUAGUUUCUAUUUUUCUCUAUAUAAACACAGUCCCAGUUUAUUCUCUAAAGUCUUUUUUUUUUUUUUUUUUUCUAAAGUCUUCCUCUCUUCUUAAUCAUUUGCUUUACAGUCUCAGAAACUCUUUCUUCUAAAUGAGACAAAAGGGUCACAGACACGGAGGAGCAGUGUCACCUUGUGCCGGAUGUAAGCUUCUUCGGAGAAAAUGUGUGAAAGAUUGCGUCUUUGCUCCAUAUUUUCCAGCUAAAGAGCCUUACAAGUUUGCCAUUGUCCACAAGAUCUUUGGUGCUCGUAAUGUCAAUAAGAUGUUGCAGGUGUUGUCGGAGAACCACCGGAGCGACGCCGUAAAUUCGUUGGUGUACGAGGCCAACGCGAGGGUACAAGAUCCUGUGUACGGAUAUGUAGGAACAAUUUCGUCAUUACACAGACAACUCGAAACUCUCCAAACUCAGCUAGCUUUUGCUCAGGCCGAACUGGUUCAUCUGAAGACGCUCCACCAUGUUGACACUAGAUGGCCGCCGUAUAUGGCGAGUAGCAUUACUUUCCCCACGAUCAAAGACUUCUCCAGUGACGUCAACAUGACUUUUAUGUACGAUAAUGGUGCCGGCGAGUCCCUUUGGUCGUGCUAGCUUUCCCUGAUCUAUCCAUGCAAUAGUUAAAAAGGGCAAAAAAAAAUCAGAUUAUAGCCAAUAUAGACUAUACUAAAUGAACGUAAUAAGUAUAUAUUAACAACUAAAGAAAUAAGAUUAUAAAUUUUAUUUAUGUGUUGAACAAAAACAAAAACAAAAACUUUAUUUCUGUAUGUCUUCUUUUGAGGAUUUUUUUUCUUAACUAAUGUUGGGAAAGUAAAAAGAAAAGAGAGAGAGGCAUAUUAAUGUAACAUAUAUAAUAUAGACUACAUAAGUUAAUGUCUUACAAACUCAUGAGUUAUAACUCUGAAAGAACAAUAUGCUAUGCAAGUCUAUAACUAUGCUAAUCUAUACAAUUUGAAUACUAUUAUGUGAUAAUUUAAAGCAAAUGCCACAAGGACCACGGUUUUUUACCUCUCGGUUUGCUUCUAAGCAUUGAGCUCCUAAGAAUGAUAGAUGACAAGAAAAUCAACAAUUUGAAACUGUGGCUGAUGUAAAACCGAUACUAAUUAAGAAAUAACAACGAAGAAAGACUCAGACUCACCUGGCUUGCCUGACGAACUCCUUACCGUCCAUCCAAGGUGUACGGUUCCUAGAUGGAGAAUUUGCAGCUGAUGAUUGCUGACUUGAAGGGUACCAGAUUGUUGUCUUUGUGGUUUGGAGGGAAAAUUGGCUACGUAUCUUUUUCCUGUCUCUAUUUUGAAGUCUUCUUGUCCCGAUUUCAAAUAAAAACUUUUAAUUACUUCUCCCUCCAAACCAGAGAAACUUUUGAUUAGUUAUUGUAGACUCUAUGGACAAUUAUUAUUUUUUAUUUCUAAAACUAAAAAAUAAUGUAGUGAGGUUUUGGUCCUACAUUACCAAACUACAAAAUUAACAAAUACUGCCUUGAGUUUGCAUUUAUUAUGUGUUAUUAAAAUAUUCCAUAUUGGCCUAUUGGAAAAUAUAUAAACAUAAAAAUCCUAGACAUUGUUAUUGCAAUAGUUAAAAGGCUUCGCAUCUAUUCUAUUAAAACAGCAGUGUGACCCAUUGAUAAAAGUAGGGUCCAACAAUUAUUUCAACAAUGCAUAUUUUUUUAUAUGAUAACUGCAAUGUCUUUUUAAUUUUUGAAAUUAACCACCACAUUCUCUUUUUUUUUCCGAAAAUAACCACCACUCCUUAAUAGUAGGGAACCUCUAUUAUGUAACUUCUGUUAUUACAAGUUGUUUUCUAUUAGUCGGGACCAUUUAAAAUCUAUUUUCUCGACUUUACCACCAUUUCAAUUCCCUACUAAUAUAUUUUCUGGACUUUACCACCAUAUUUAUGAUAUCUAAUAAUAUAUAACCUUAGUUAUAUCGAUUGUUUCCUAAUAAUAUGGAGCAUAUCUACUUUUUCUGAUUAUAUCUCCAACAAACAAGAACAUUCUAAGAAUCAAUCAAUUAUUCUAAAAUCAAUUUUGAAAUUUUGUUAUCUAACUCCUUAAUCCCGUAAAAUAUGUCCUCAUAUUUUGUAACAAUUUUUAACUUAAAAACUAGAUUUUUUUCUUAACUAUUAGUGUUUCCAUCGCCAUCCUCUCUUUAUAAAUAUCGUUCCCACAAUGUCGUUAAGACAGUAGAAGCUCACAUAAGGUUUUCUCGGGAUAAAAGAAUUUGGGCCAUGGACAUUUAAUUUACGAAACCCAUUAUAAUUGGGCCAUGGACUUUGAUUUACAUAACCCAUUUUUAAUUGCUAUACAAAUUAUUAUGUGUAAUAAUGAUGUAACUACAAUUGUAUACAAAAUUAAAUAAUUCCAAUUUUAUGAUUUUUUAAUUUAUUUAAUAUAUCUAUUUAAUUACUGUUUUAUUACUAAACAAAAUUGUAACAAUACUUUGUUAUUUUUUUUAAAUUACUGUUUUAAAAUAAAGUACCAUAUUAAUAAACUAAAAGGCUAUGUCACAAAUUUAUAGUUUAACCCUAUAAUAAAUUCAAUACAAUUAUCAAAAUACUUUACUAAUCAUUUUUUAUAAAACAGUUACGCAAAUAUGAUCACAUAUAAAAACACAAAUAUGAUUAUAAAAAAAAUACAUAUAUGAUACAAGGAAAGACACAAGUACAUACUUAUGAAACUUGAUUUAUUUAAUAUACUUACAAAAAUUAUCUAUUCUAUUAAAUUUAUAUCAUACAAAAAUAUGAUUAUAGAAACACACAAACAUAUAAAUUAUAUUA